AUGUCGGAGCGGAAAGUAUUAAAUGUACGAAAUAGGAGACAGGAGUCUCAGAUCGCCAUGGGGUGGCUGAUAAUUGCUCUGUUAGUGGGUUCUAAUGGGAAAGCUGCUACUGGGGUUGUAACAAUGACUGUGUCCCUUAAAGUGAUUUUUAUCUGUACCACCCCUUGUAUUUAACCCCCUGAAACCCCUUCACAGUGAUAGCUUGUUAUUGAUUUGUAAAACUCCUAAUUGUGUGAUGUUUUUUUUAAAGGAAUACUCCACUAAUUCCUGCAAAGAUAGUAGUUAUUACUUUAAUUGUGUGUAUGCAUUGUUUAUUUUUAAAGAGAGAGAAAUGAUGUGCCACAAUGUGUCCCCUAAAUAUUACACAUCUUACUCCUAUCCUUUACCUACUGCUCUUCCUUAGAACAUAACAGCAGGGGUGCCCAAAAAGUAGGUUACCAGAUGUUUUAACGCGAGAGUGGACUGAGAAGUCCUAAGUGGGAGCGUUAACAUUAAAAAGUCUCACAUAUACAGUUUAUUGUGGGUUAUUCCACAAUCUCAGGGGAGAGUAACAUAGGGCAUCCUUUGGUACUGAUCCACUAACCCCCCCCCCCCCAUUACCCUGGGACUCUUGGAUCAGCACCUUUCUCAUUACAAAUUUUACAGAGAUGUUUUAAAACUACAGCUUCCAUGAUGCUUUGUCAUUCUAAAGGAAUGCAAAGCAUUGUCGUAGUUGUAGUUCUACAUCUGGGGAUCUACCUUUUUGUCACUUCUUCUUUACGGAAUAGCAUGUUUGUGUUUCCUCUUUCUCCAGCUCUAUGCCUACAGUGCAAUGUCUUUCAGUAGCCAUCUCCAAAAAUGUUUCUGCCACUAAUCCCUCAUCCUACUCAUACUUCUUCCACCUUUUUUAUAGCAUGCUACUUUACCUGCCUCUUAUUGUAAACAUUUAUCUACUUUACACGCUAUUCAGUAAUAAAUGUAUGUCUGCAGAUCUCUGGUCAUUAACUUCAAACACUAUCUGCAACCUCAUGUCUCAACUCACCAUUAUUACCUUUAGAUUGCAAGCUCAUUAAUUAUCUUGCUAAGCACUUUGUAUAAAAGUGCUGUAAUUGCGAGAUCAUCAGCAGGGUCCAUUUUGUGUACAUUGGUUGUUUAUAUUCUGUAUAAUUACCAAUUCUGUUUUCAGAAAUUUUGUAAAGUAUUCUGGAUAAAAAUGCUAUUUAAAAACUGUUUAAUAAGAACAAAAGCAUAUUUCACUCAAUGAAUCUGUAUAUAGAACAUGGUCUUGCAUCCCACUUUUCCGUAAUCUGCCAUUUAGGAGUUAAGUCACAUUUAUUUCUGUUUAUGCUGCCAUAGCUACAUCUCCUCUGGCUGUGACUCACACAGCCUCCAUGAACAAAAAUGGUUUCAUUUUCGAUCAGAUCUUAUAGCACAGUGUGUUUACUUUAUCUCCUGCUUUGUUAAUUGAACUUAAGUCACACAGAGGAGGCUGUUGCAGGCUCUUAACAGUGCAGGAGAUGAGAAUUUCUGAAGUCUGCCUAAUAAAAGCAGUUUAAAGAUAUUUUUCUUUUCUCCCAGCUGUCAGUCAAUGCCGAAGCAUUGGUUGACAAUGGAGAGUAGAAAAGACCUCCCACAGUAGCGCAUGUGGUGUGGUUGCUAUGGAAACUAUAGCGCUUCUAGUGCUACUCCAUGCCAACACUGACAACAAAGCCAGCGUGCCAACUUAACUGACAAAUUUGUCAAAUCAAAAAAGACUUUGGGAGGAGCAUUGGUGUUAUACAAAGAGUAACACCCACGAAGCAGUGCUGUAAUGGAGGAAAAGUGAGGACGUCUUUACAUUUUACAUUAGAUACCACGUAUCUUUAUGUAAUAUGGGUAAGCUGCAUGCAGGAUCAUUUUGCAAACAGUGUACAUACUUUUCUGGUGGAACUUUAAUCUGUUAUGCUUUUUUUUUUUUUUCUUCCAAUUUUAGAAAUAUUAUCCCCCGGAUUUCGAUCCGUCUAAAAUUCCAAAGUUGAAACUCCCAAAAGAUCGCCAAUAUGUGGUUCGUCUGAUGGCCCCAUUUAAUAUGAGGUGAGUCCCGUUGCUUGUACUGUGCGUCAAACUUUUUAUGUUGCCUGGGUGUAAACUUGUUGCCUUUCCACAUUUUCCUAUUUGACUAUUAUAGGUGCAAGACUUGUGGAGAAUAUAUUUACAAAGGGAAGAAGUUCAAUGCUAGAAAGGAAACUGUGCAGAACGAAUUGUACUUGGGACUCCCAAUCUUCCGAUUCUACAUCAAAUGCACCCGCUGCUUAGCUGAGAUCACUUUUAAGGUUAAGUGAAAAAAAUCCCCAUUGCUUGUGUGGUUUUGUUUCAUAUUUCAUAACCUCCAUAUUUUAGGGUUAUACUUUGUGAUUAAAGGGACUCUGUUGGCAACCAGACCAGUUCAGCUCAUUGAAGUGGUCUGGGUACAGUGUCCCUAUUGCACUUAGCGAUACAAUGUAAAACCUUGCAGUUCCAGAGAAACUGCAAUGUGUAAAUUGCAGCACUAAGUCUGCCUUCAGUGGCUUUCUACCAGGCAGCCACUAGACGUGCUUCCUGGAUGUUAACAGACUUUUGGCCCAGUAACUGACGCUGACUGUCCACAUGCUCUGCAUGAAGACAUCUGCUAUUUCUCCAUAGUAAAAAGCAUUAAUUCAAUGCUUUCCUAGGAGAAGGAAUGUGUGGUGUGCAGCACUCGCUGUUCAUCCACAUUAGGCGCCCUCUUAGUAUUCCUACCACUAUAGUAUCUGAUUGAUAAAGGAGCACAUUUCAUAUUUGUUGGCUAUUUCAAUCCCAUAUUGGUUGAUUAGCAAACAUAUGUGGGUUAAGGGUAUAUUUAUCAAUCUCUCACCUAUGAAGCCCUCCACAAAGUGUAGAAACAGUUGUGAUUAGGAAACAUAAGUCUAAUUGUAGUUUUAAUACGUGGAAAGUGACUAUAGAUUUAGAAAAAGAUAUUUGUAAACAAGAUUUGGACAUUAAUGAUAUCAUACAUGAGUCUAUAGUGGCAACACUGCCUGGGUCCUGCAAUCCAAUCUACACCACUGUUUUUCAUACCUAUGCUUCAUUUUCUUUCUUUUAUAUUUUUUUUAAUGCAGACAGACCCGGAGAACACAGAUUAUGCCAUGGAGCAUGGAGCUACUCGCAAUUUCCAGGCAGAGAAGUUAAUUGAAGAAGAAGAGAAAAAAGUUCAGAAAGAUCGGGAGGAAGAAGAGCUCAAUAAUCCAAUGAAGGUAAAUUCAGUCACACCUAAUUAAAAAUCUGGUAUUUCAGUUCACACGACAUUGCUCAAUUUAAAGGGACACUAUAGUCACCCAUAACACUUCAGCUCAAUGAAGUGGUCUGGGUGCCAGGUCCCCCCAGGUUUUAACCCUUCAGAUGUGAACAUAGCUGUUUCAGAGAAACUGCUAUGUUUACAUUGCAAGGUUAAUCCAACCUCUAGUGGCUGUCUUCCUGACAGCCGCUAGAGGCAAUUCCGCGACGCUGAAUGCGAAAUUCACAUCCAGCGUGUAGAACGUCCAUAGGAAAGCAUUGAGCAAUGCUUUCCUAUGGACUGUUUGAAUGCGCACGCGCCUCUUGCCGCGCCCGCACAUUCCGCUCCACUCGGGAGCUGAUGUCAGUGGGGGAGGAGAGGUCACCGGCGCUGGAUAACGGUAAGUUAAGGGAGGGGGACCCUGAGGGUGGGGGUCCUCAGGAUGCUAUAGUGUCAGGAAGUUUGUUUUCCUGACACUAUAGUGAUCCUUUAACAACUGUCUAGUAAAGUUGUGUCCAUAGCUUUAAAGGAGCACUCCAAUACUAAACAUAAAUAUUAUUUUUAAUGUUCAUGUUACCCUCCGAACUUUUAUAUUAUGCACCAGGCAGUUUACUCCCAGCAUCCACUCUCUGACUGUUCUGAGAUUAUCUGUCUGGAUGAUCUCUGGUCCAAUAAUAUUUAAAGACAAGCUGGCAAGAGCUUUUCUCUCUUUCUCAGGUCUGAAGCAAUCCAUAUGUAUUUUUAUUUUUAACUAAAUGUUACAUUUUUACUUUUAUCUUUUAGACUAGGCAUACUUUUUUUUAAAUCUGAAUCUAUUGUAACUCCAAUAGACAAAAUUAUAUUGUGCAGCUCUUACAACCAACUAGACCAGUGUAAUUUGUCCCUGAGUGUCACGACAAGUGACCCAAACACACAGAAUAUAACCCAAAUAGAAAACUUAUUACCGGACCUUAGAAUGGCUGGGUAGGUAGAACAGUCAAAGAAUAGCCAAAGUCAAGAAAAAGCAGAGAUCAGGAUAACUAUAAGGAAUAGCCGAGUCAGGGAACCAGAAAACAGGAUAAACGAGCUGAGUCAGGAUACCAGAACGAAGAAUAGUCAAUAAACACAAGCCGAGUCAAAAUACCAGAAAGGUACCCCUUUCUGUCUCAUUAGAGAUCUUUGCCAGAUGCUCAAGGAAGCAAGGUGAAUGGUUAGAGCUAGGACCCACCUGGGGGGGGGUCUGCCUUGACGUUGGCAGGUGGGCUUAUCCUCUCAUGGCCAUUGGAGGUAACUAAAAAACAUCCAUUUGUUUAAAAAUACAUAGGGAUUAAGGAGAGAGCGCAGGUAACUUGUCUUUCUUUGGUUUUUACUAUAUAUUGGGGCUGAUGUUUACUGUAGUCAUUGCUGCCGCACAGUGAUGGGAGUGAGCGCGGGACUUAUAUUUCUGCAAAAUACCAAGAUACACAGACCGAUAACAGGAUAGCACUAGAGGGAACAACCAGUGAACCACAAUAGGGCACUGAACAAAAGCAAAAGUCCCGAAAACAUCAGGGAGCGUGUAAUAUUUUGACUCUUCGCAGCAUAGCCACUAUGACGUUGGUGCGCAUGCACAGCGUCAUAAAAGGAGGCGUGCAUAGAGUGGUCGCCGGGAGGAGUCGGCACCCGGAACUACACCUUGCGGGUCCGCGGGAGAAAGGUAAGGUAUUGUGACACUGAGGCUAUUGACCUUGUGAUCAACUAAAAAAAAUCAUUGUAUUAGAUUCACCAUUGAACCAGCUUGCUUUUUAAAAUAAAUUAUUUUAUUUAUCGAAAAUUGUUUUAAAAAAAAAAAAAAUACGUACUAAUAGCAGCAUAUGCAGGUUCCCAACAUGCUAAAUCUUUGGCUGAGUUUGUGUUUUAUUAAAUUCGCCAUUAUCUCGAUUUGUCAAUAUAAUUCAAACAAGUGAGACAUGUUCAUGUCUUUUUUAUCAUACAUAACAAUUAAAUAUGUAAUACCCUAAGAUAAAUCUAAUGUCUAAUAGUAGACUAAGUAACUAUUUGAAAACAUAUUAACGCUUUGUCAUCUCACAACAAACCAUUGAAAGUAUGAUCUGGAAGAUAUUCUUAGUAUGCUUUAUAAUAUAAAAAUAUUACAAUGCAAUGCUAGGUUUUUUUUUGUGUGUGUGUUUGUUUUUCUUUGUGUAUAAGUGGUGCAAAUAAAUAUCACCAAAAGAUAUAUAAUUUAAAAAUGCAACAAAAAGGGAAGAAAGUGGAGAAUAAAAAUCAAACCGUACAGAGCACUGUGUAAACUGGGACCUCCCUCUGCUGAUGACAAUAUUGCCAUCCGUCGUGGUUGGGGUUAAUGUAGGGUAAGUGUUAAUUCUGGGUUAGGGAUAAUGUAGGGUUAUGGUUAGUAUAACAAAGGGUUAGAGGUAGAAUUGUAUUGAUUUUGAUCUGUAAAAAAUAUUUUUAAAUUUUUUCCCCCCCCAUUUUCAACAACUUAGUCAUACUUAAAGAACCUCUAAAUUCGCCUAAACCAUUUCAUCUCAGUGAAGUAGUCUUGGUGCAGUUGUCAUGUAUGUUUAUCCCUUCCAGGUAAAAACAUUGCUGUUUUUCCAGAAAGUGCCCUCCAGAUGUUGCUGAACUACAACUCCCAUGAUUCUUUGAAUUACAUAGAUAGCCAGAGAAUCAUGGGAGUUGUAGUUCAGCAACAUCUGGGGGGCCGGUGUUUGAGGACCAUUGCCUUUAAGGGUUAAACAUGCCUCUAAUGGCUGUCACACUAACAAGGAUGCUGUCAGCUAAUGAGCUCGCUCUGCAUUGCAGGGCAUAGCCCAUUAGAGCUAACAGAAGCUCCCUCAGCUUCUUCCAUGCCCCUUCCCGCAGGCAGUAGGUGUGGAGAGGCACCUGGGAGACCCCAAGUAAAGCGGUCAAAUCGUCAUUAAAUGAUCUGACUACUAACAUUGGGUGGUGAGGGGACUGCAAAGGUUAUUGUUUUUGGAGUGUUCCUUUAAAUUGUAAUGCUUUGUAUUCCCUUAAAAUGUAAUGCUUUGUAUUGAUAUUUUGUGUGUGUGUGUGUGUGUGUGUGUGUGUGUGUGUGUGUGUGUAUGUAUAUAUAUAUAUAUAUAUAUAUAUAUAUAUAUAUAUAUAUAUAUAUAUAUAUAUAUAAAAAUAUAUGUAUGUAUGUCUAGGAUUGCAAUGUCUCUUGCCAAAAUUUGUCAUGAAGGGGAUUAACACAUAAAACUUGCCACAUUAGUAAUUUUUCUAAUAUACAUCAAUAUGCAUAAUUAAAAUGUCUGCCAUUAAAAGUCUUUGUAUUGUUCUAGUUCUGCUAAUUAAUCACUUCCCUGAUUUGAAGUGACCGUGGUGCCUGCAGUGUUUUCCUAUGAAACUCUGCACAUACAGAGUUUAGCCCUCGUGCUGCCAAAGGUGUAACUCCACCUCUUGCAGUGCCACUUUCAUUGCAUUGGCUUAGAUCAGUCAGCUCUGCAUGAAUGACAGCUACUGCUUGUUGCUGUGCAGAAGCUGAAAGCACGUCAAUGUUUUGCCCCCUUACCAGGAAACUGAAUCGGGGUACUCUUUACAUCAAUCAACCGGAUCAGCGGGCUGUGGUUGUUUUAAUUGUAGUACUCUUUAGUAUGACCAUUGUGAAGUAUCCGCCUUUUGAGCUAAACGUACUGUAUUGGAUAUGUGUGCUGUCAGGUUCUGGAGAACCGAACCAAGGAUUCAAAGAUGGAAAUGGAGGUUCUGGAGAAUCUACAGGAACUAAAGGAACUGAAUCAGCGCCAAGCAAAUGUGGACUUUGAGUCAAUGCUUGGUCGUUACAGAGAAACUGAGGAGCAAAUGAAAAAGAGACAGGAAGAGGAGGAUGAAAGCGAGAUGAGGUAAAUUGAAUUAUGUUGGUCAGAAUGUACUUGGAAUGUUAGGCUGUUGCCCUGCGUUGGAGCUGAUCAACAUUCUGUUUUUUUUUUUCUGUAUAAUUGAAUAAUUUCUCUUAAUUCAGAGCAAUGAUCGCCGAAGCUCAGAAGAAAAGGCUGCUAGAGGAUUCUGACUCUGAUGAAGAAUCAUCUGAGGUGAAAACUAAAGAGACUGUGAAGAUAAACCCAACAGAUAUCCUAAUCAAGGUGAGCCAUCUUGCUUUUGACAGAAUAAUAAUAAUGAUCUGGAUACUUGUUUUGCAUCCUGACAGAGUAGAACUGUGUUUUUCUUGUUUUGUAGAUUUGUUUAAACUUCUCAAUAUUUUACCAUGCAAAUGAAUGGUAGUUGGUUAUGCACAAUUCCUGCCAUUUACUUGUAGAAAAUUACUGAGGGCAGUGUAUUGUGUAAUUCUCCAUGUAAUACGGUUGGCUGGGAUAGUGUUUCUCAUGCAGUUUAUGCAGACUACAACACAAAACGCAGUGUGUGGGCAUGAUUGCAGAAGCACACAAUGGUUGUGUGUGUUUGUGAUUACAGCGGCUCACGAUAAGUAUGUAUGUGCGAUUGUUGUGGUACAGGAGGCAAUGUGUGUGGGGAUGAUUGCAAACAGUUGUGGAUGUGUUGUGCAUCUGAACCGCAGUGCAGGAUAUAGUAACGGUGUGGCAAUACCACACACAAUGCAGUGUAUGUGUGUGAUUGCAACUGUUUAGAAUGCAGUGUGUGGGGCUAUGACACUGCAGGAUGCACUGUGAGAGGCUACAACACGGCAGAAUGUAGUGUGUGUGGGUGCAAUGGCACAGGAUGGAUUUUUUUAUGUUUGGGACAGCACAGAAUGCAUUGUUUGUGUGAUGGUGCGAUGACAACUGAUGCAUUGUAUAUGUGUAUGCGUGAUGACUCCGUAUGCAGCAUGAGAGGUUGGGAUAAUUAGGAUUCAGCCUGUGUGUAUGCUGUAAUUUGAACAAAACAUAAAUGCAGUUUGACAGUAAAGGGUAAUACAGUGAGUAUGGUUUGCAAGUAAUUUCAAUCUGGAAAAUGCAUGGCACAACAUCAUGCACAUCAAGUUACUGAGCUCUGAUGUACAACUUGAUUGAUGGACUUUAUUGCAGAUACAGUGCUAGACGCUAUUUAUUCUGUUACUAAGAAAACCUGAAACAAGAUUAAGAUCUGAGUACAAAUUCCACAAAUAAAAUUGUCAAAAAUGGAAUAAACCUUUUAAGAGGAACUGUCACUUUCUCAAUUUUAGUACACCCUAAUGGCCAACUGGAAGAAGUUAGUUAUUGGUUAUGUUAAAUUGUGUUUGGUUUUUUUUUUUUUUAACCCCUUAAAGACACAUGACAUGUCAUGAUUCCCUUUUAUUCCAGAAGUUUGGUCCUUAAGGGGUUAAAGCUUAAUUUAAAUUAUCCGGUUACAAUGUACAUUCGUUCACUUGCAAUGUCUUGUACAUAGCACUAAGGCACAGCUGAAAAAUAUGCCGACUGCACAUAAGCAAUGCCAAAAGCCUCCGCCGGGGGGGUGGGGGGUGUACUCGCCCCAACAUGAAAGUGCAGUGGAGGGAUUUGCACUUAUUUUACUUAAUUUACUCCAUUGCAUUGUUCCACCCAAUGAAUGCUGCAAAAAUGUUUACUUGGGUGAAGGAACGAAAAACUCACUAGUCUGUAACUGGCAGUUCCUCUUUAAAUGUCACUUUAAAUCUGCAGUUACUACUACGCAGAACCACAUAAUCUCAUACAUCGCAAUACAUUUCAUUAGGUUGCUUUUAAAAACGUGAACCUUGUUUCAUGAUACUAUCCCAGCACUUUAGCUUGCCUGCCAUGUUAGAUUGUGCCAUGACCUAUAUCACUAGGGGAAGGUCUGCCAGAACGUGUAACAGUUGGCUAAAAUCUUGAAGCACUGAAAACCUCAGUUUUAAAAUAAAAUAUGUAGUUUUGACAAAUUACUAACAUAAGACUGUGUAUGUGUCUGGAUAUGCUAAAUGGGAGAGUGGAAAUAACAGUUCAACAAACAUGUACCAACAUUUCUAAAAUAACUCUAGAUUUUAAACCCUUCCACAUACAGGCAAAUCCCAUGUUGCUUAUAUGCUGGCUGAGUGGUUGGUCCUGCUGGUGCCAAUGCCCAAGCUGAAUGAUCUCUGAUGUUAAUAUAAAUGAUUAGGGUUUUUUUGUGCAUAUAGUGUAAACAUGUAAUUUAUCUACAGAGUUCAGAUGUGCAGAACAAAAGACAAUGCAGUGAGACGUGGGAGACCAACAAAAUCAAAUUAAACAACCGUCAACGGAUAUCAGAGCUUGUGGUCAGGAAGCGGGAAGGAGCAAAGCCUGAUAUAAAUGCAUUACACAAUGAGGAUGCCACACGUAAAACUGACGUGUCUCAGGGAAAGAAUGCACUCUCCAACAUGAAUGCAAGCCAUGGCACAACUGCACCGCAGACUUCUUCACAUGGUAAUUUUACAUCCUCAUACUAUCAGAAUGUAUCAGAACAUACAUGAUCGUCUAGUCCAUUACCCUAGCCUAUUACGUGCAAUGCAUGUAAAUUAAAAAUAACAAGUAAGGUUUUUUAAAAAUUCAAGUGAUGGUUUUGCUAAAAUUUGGCAUAAUAUAUCCACAAGGUGCUGAGUAUGCAAGUUUGGCAUAUGUGUUCAACUUUCUUAAAUUAAUACUAGAGGGGCACUUGGGGUCCCUGGAAAUUAUUUAUCUGAAUAAAUGUGUAUGUAGCCUUUAAUUGAUUACUGUGAGAAAUUAGUAAGCAUGCACACUAAAUUUCAACUAUUUGUGAAUGGAAGAACUCUCUGACAUUAAUGUUCUUUCACCAGAUUGUUGUUCAAACCAAUAUAACUUUAAUUUAAGAUAAAUACAAAACAAUGUUGCCUGGUAUACUAAGGAGUACUGGUAAGCAUGCUUUAUUUAAAGGGACAUUCUUAAGUACCAAAACUACUUUAAGUUAAUGAAGCAGUUGCAGUGCUUCUCUGCCAUUUUGGAGUUUAAUCACUUUUGUUUCUGUUUAUGCAGCCCUAACCACACCUCCCCUGGCUGUGACUGACACAUCCUGCAUGAGCUCUAUCUCACCCUGCAAACACCUCCAGGGACACCGUGUGUACUUACAAUAGUCAGACAGCCUAACCUGCCCCGGAGAGUGCAGUUUAUAGGGAAAUAUCCUAGUUUGUGAGUCCUGAUCUGAAUUGCAUUGCAUUUUUCAGACCAUUGGCUCAUGUACAAACCCACACAGUGCUGAGCUGGCAGGGACCCUGAACAGUUCCUGCCUGCAGUAUUACACGAAUAGACAUGCCAAUGCCCUCUCACUAUUUGAAUCUGCAGAAGAAUGGUCUAAAGCUUUAGAACAAGUCUGGUACCAUCAGCACUAAAAUAGACUGUAGUGGUUAUGGUGCUUAGAUUGCUCCUUAAAUUUUGAUAUGUCUAUAUGGGAAGUAUUAAGAGUAGUGUUCCCAUUUUGUUUUAUAUUACUCUCCACAUUCUUUCCCCCUUGUCUCCUAUUUAUAUUUUCUUAUAAAACAAUUGUUUUGUUUUUUUACUUAUUGUGGAAUGCUUAUUGUCUUUUGUUGCAUACAUAACUUGGGAUUCCAUUAUGUAGAAGAUGUCUGUCACACUUACAGAAAAUUGUUUAAUGCUGCCUGGGUGUUAACGUGAUUAAGGCUACUUAGUGUGGUUAUUUUAACAUUGGUGUUCUUUGUCCUCUUUGGAUUCAGAGCCCCUUUUCUUUAAAUUAAAGGGGAAAAAAUAAAAAAAUAAAUCGGUGAAAGGGACACUAUAGUCACCAGAACAACUACAGCUUAUUGUAAUGUGGCUUAUGGUUCUGUGUGAAUAAAAUGUUAACACCUUUGGUUUUAGUGCAUUGCUUUUCUCCCAACAAUAGAAAAUCUUUUUCACUUUCGGUUCCAUCUAUUUUUUUUAUUUUUUUUGAAUAGUCUCGUGUCUUGGCAUAAGCAUUCAUACAUGUGUCUGUCUUGCAGGUGGUGUAGGAAAUGAACCCAAACACACAGAUGCUUCCAAAUCCGGAACCUCUUCCCUGGCCCUCCUGGGUAUGUACUCGGACAGCGAGGAAAGCGAGUAA
Pelobates cultripes (western spadefoot toad) is the source of this 11182-nucleotide messenger RNA. Lineage: Eukaryota; Metazoa; Chordata; Amphibia; Anura; Pelobatidae. The record is from the annotation of a GenBank genome assembly.